GUCGGCCACUGGCACAAUAUAACGCCAAGAGAUCCGCGCAGCGAGCAGAGGGAUUUACUUUAUUCCACCUUUCAUUUCAGCCGUCCUUUAUUUUAUUGAACUAAAACAAUGGCAGACACACAAGUGGACUCCGGCUCGGAUAUCUCAGCUAAGGACCUGAAAGAGAAGAAGCUAGUGGAGGAGAAGGAGAACGGCAAAGAUGCUGCCACCAAUGGAAAGGAAAAUGAGGAGAACGGUGAGCCCGAGGUUGACGAUGAGGAGGACGAGGAGGUGGAUGAGGAGGAUGAGGAAGACGACGGAGAAGGUGAUGAGGAGGAUGAGGAGGAGGAUGAUGAUGAGAUCGAGGGCGGCACAAAACGGGCAGCUGAGGACGACGACGAUGAUGACGAGGAUGACGUCGAAACCAAGAAGCAGAAAACCGACGACGACGAUUGAUGCGUUUUCGCCCCGCGCCAUCCUGCUGAACCACUUCCUGAUUCUUCACCUCUGACCGUUUUUAUAUGUCACAGGUGGAGGGGCUGGAGGACUGAUUUAAAGGAAAAAAAAAAUAAUAAUAAUACAAAAAAAAAAAAUCAACAUGGUCAUUAGCAAGUAGAGUUCAACAAACCACGACCCACCACACAAAACACUUGAUCUCCCCUCAAAGCUGCAAAACAAAUUUUCUAGAGGACCUCGCCACCACAUGCAGAAAUCUGGCUUCUCUUCAACAAUAACAACAACACGAAAGGAGAAUUUGUUUGUAUUUUUAUUUACAUUUUAUAUUUUUGUACAUAUUGUUAGGAGGGGGGGGGUCAGUUUCUCUCUCGGCAGCGAUCUUGUCAGACCAAAUCGGUGCUUCUUUAACAAAAGAUUUUACUUGGUUGACCAUGUUACAAUAUCUCAACAGAUACUAGAAAAAAACAUGUAAAAAAACAUGAACCUCUUAAGCCGUUGAACUCAGAGCAUUCCAGUAAAUUUAAUGUAUGUACUUUAGCUGUACCAUAACUAGUUUGUUUGUAUGGGAGGGUAAGGCCAAAGAAAAGAGCCUCUUUUCUUUUUCCUUUCAUUUUGUUUUUGUCAGCGACUUUUUGUUUUAUGACGGCCUGUUUUGAUGUAUGUGCGAAGUUUGUUGUUUGACAAUAAACCGGACUUUUAUUUUGUGAGUUGUA
Molecule: messenger RNA, 1148 nt
Organism: Stegastes partitus (bicolor damselfish)
Lineage: Eukaryota; Metazoa; Chordata; Actinopteri; Pomacentridae
Gene: ptmab
Product: prothymosin alpha b
Exons: 5
Coding region: 109-435 (108 amino acids)
Biological process (GO): negative regulation of apoptotic process; positive regulation of transcription by RNA polymerase II
Cellular component (GO): nucleus
Molecular function (GO): histone binding
Source: RefSeq, a predicted model, not a curated record